GCAGUUGCCGGUGAGCUUGGGAGAGCCGUGGGCGCAGAGGCGCUGUAGGUGGCUCCCCCAGAUUAUUACAGAGAGGAAAAACCUGCAAUCUGAGACAUAGACCCCAGAUAAACUGUACCAUUCUAGAAGAGGUGAUGGCUGUGGCCCUGGGUUGUGCAAUCCAGGCCUCCUUGAAUCAGGGCUCUGUGCUGCAGGAGUAUGACACUGACUGUGAAGUCUUCCGACAACGUUUCAGGCAGUUCCAGUACACAGAAGCUGCCGGGCCUCAUGAAGCAUUCAACAAACUCUGGGAGCUUUGCUGUCAGUGGCUGAAGCCAAAGAUGCGUUCUAAGGAACAAAUCCUGGAACUGCUUGUGCUAGAGCAAUUCCUAACUAUUCUGCCCACAGAAAUAGAGACCUGGGUGCGGGAACACUGCCCAGACAAUAGAGAAAGAGUUGUGUCACUCAUUGAAGACUUACAGAGAGAGCUUGAGAUACCAGAACCACAGAUUGAUAUGGAUGACAUGCUCUUGGAAGAACUGGCACCAGUUGGAACAGUGCCCAUGCCACCCAGCUUGCACCUGGAGGCACCUGCACUCCAAGUCAUGGAACCUGUCCAGGAGCCCCCAGUGCCAGAGGCCUGGAUCACACAAGCAGGACCACAGGACCUAAACUACAGUGCUGAUGCUGAAUGUCAGUCCUUUCUGGACCCGGGUUAUCAGUUGCCAAAGCUUGACAUGAACUUCCCCCUGGAUCAUAGAGAAGAGCCAUGGGUAAAAGAAUUAGAGGAUCCCAAAGAAAUGAAACAAUUGCUUGAUUCCAAGAUUGGUUUUGAGAUGGGAAUAGAAAAUGAAGAAGAUACUUCAAAAGAGAAAAAAAUGGAAAAUAUGUACCCAUUUGUUGUGACUUUAGAAGGGAAUGCUCUCCAUGGUCCCAUUCUGCAAAAGGACUAUGUACAAUUAGAAAAUCAGUGGGAGCCACCCCCAGAGGAGUUACAGACAGAUUUAACAAAACUUGUAGAUCCUCAGAACCCCAUUCUAGGAGAAACACCUGAGAGCUCCAACUUGGAAGAACCUCUCAACCCGAAGCCUCCAAAGAAAAAGAGUCCUGGAGAGAAACCUCACCGCUGUCCUCAGUGUGGAAAAUGUUUUGCUCGGAAGUCACAACUCACUGGGCACCAGAGAAUUCAUUCAGGAGAGGAGCCUCACAAAUGCCCUGAAUGCGGAAAAAGGUUCCUGCGUAGCUCUGACCUCUAUAGACAUCAGCGACUCCACACAGGAGAGAGGCCCUAUGAAUGUAGUGUGUGUAAAAAGCGAUUCACUCGGCGCUCACACCUGAUUGGGCACCAGAGAACCCAUUCUGAAGAAGAAACAUAUAAAUGUCUUGAGUGUGGAAAAAGCUUUUGUCAUGGAUCCAGUCUUAAAAGACAUCUGAAAACCCAUACAGGUGAAAAACCUCAUAGAUGUCAUAAUUGUGGGAAAAGUUUCAGUCGCCUGACAGCACUUACUUUGCACCAGAGAACACACACAGAAGAGAGACCUUUCAAAUGUAGUUAUUGUGGGAAAAGCUUUAGACAGAGACCAAGCCUUGUAAUUCAUUUAAGAAUCCACACAGGGGAAAAGCCAUACAAGUGUACUCACUGUUCUAAAAGCUUCAGGCAGAGAGCAGGCCUUAUCAUGCACCAGGUCACACACUUCAGAGGACUUCUUUAAGAACUGUUAAGGGGAGCAGGUCCUAUGACAGGGUAACAUGGGAGUCUGCAGUAGCUGGCUGUCUUACAAGUACAGCUUUGAGGGGUGCUAUUUUUAAAAACCAUCUUUCAAGGUAUAGGAGUUCUAGAGUGUCUACCUAUCCUUAACAGUUUUUCUGAAUUUAAUACCUUCUGUCUUUUUCUGUUGUUUAAUUGCAAUGGAAAUUAUUGGUUCCAAGGCAACCAUAUGAUAAGCAUAAGCACAAAGCAUAUAAACGGUGGCAGUCGUUUAUAGGUAGGACCAAUAUAAUGGAGCAUUAACAGUGUCUGCUCUACACUACCACACUUGUUCUCCCCUAUAAUUAUUAAAGGCGACUAUGUGAAAGCAGCCAUUUAGAUAUACAUGCUUCAUGUGGCAAGAAAUGAGGCAGUGAAUUUUGACAAACAAUACAAACGUUUCAGGAGGAUUAGGAGAAAGAGGAUGUCAUUGGCCUAAGGAACAGGCUUGUUUCCAUUUACAUUUUUAUGCUUAGAGUUGUGAUGUUGUGUUUGGACUUUUGUGACGUUCGCUGCCCUGCUUAGUUGGCCGUCUGUGAGUGAUGGUGGUUACAGUGGAGUACUAUGCUUCUAACUGUCUGCGAGCUCUAGCAGAAAUAACUUGCAGUUGAAGUUGUACAAGUAGAAUCUAACUUUAUUUAGAUGGACUGAAGAACAAGUAUCCGUGGAUUUUCAGUCAUUGGUAUUCUCUCAUGUUUAUUUCAGUGCUUUUGAAAGUGUAUCCAUUCUCUAAUUCAGUGUUUUCUAAGUAUGUGUCGUAGUAUACUUUGUUCUGCAAGAUGUUCUGCAAAAAUUUUGGGAAUUGCUUCUAGCUGUGUGUCCUUCCUAGAUUCAUUAUGCUCAUGAGCAUAGGAGACUCUUGGAAAGGUCCUAGUUUAGGAAAGGAGGCUAAGGCGCCUCUUGUAGCGCAGUGCUUUCCAAACUUCCUUGACCCCAGAACCUUUUUCUUGUCCACAUAGUAAUAACUUGCAGUGAUACUCUGCAAGUAUCCCUUGGGACCCACUGCCUUAAACCAGUAUGUCUGUUAGCUAUCAGUGUGGUCCUGUAGCUCUAAACCUAGUUAUUUCCAGUUUCAAGAAUUUUAUGAAAAAAUGAUUUGAAAAUAUACAUCUUUUGUAUUAUACACACAUCAUUCAAGGACAUUAAGAUCACUAAUUCGCAUAAUUUGUGGGUUACUUAGUGAUUUGCAGCCUCUGAAUUUUAAUUAUACUUACAUACACAUCAUUUUAAGAGGUGAAGGUCACUAAUUCACAUAAGUUAUGAAUUACCUAGUGAUUCUUAACCUUUUUGAAUUUUACUUAUAAUCACACACACACACACACACACACAUACAUAUACAUACAGAAUUGCUACUUAUAUAAAUGUUCUCAUGUAUUCAUAGUAACAACUCAAUCUCAUAGUAAGGGAGGAAGUCAAUGAAAGCUGUUGAUAUGUGAAAAUACUCCUUGAGCUUAGUCCUUGUUAUUAGACACAAGCAAUGGGACAUUCAAUUAUAUUCCCUUCGUGAAGAUACACAGUCAUCUUUAAAGUAGAACUAAGGAAAGUGGGUCUCUUCAUUGCAUUCAAGUUCUUUGAAGUAACAUAGAAGUAUUUGGCGGGUAUGUAUUAUGUGCCUAACUUGUCCUGUUCUAGUCUUAAUGGAAGCUAGUAACAAAACAUAAUUCAUGUGUAAGGCUCAUAAAGAGUUUCAAAUAUCUCUAGUUAAACAAGAGUUGGGAAACAAAUGGAGAACAAUACAAGAGAGCUUGUAAUUAAGUGCCAAAUCAUAUAAAGUGCCAGAGCCAGGAUGUGUCUUUAAUUCUUGGCAUCCAGGUCCCUGUAUGAUGCUGCUAAUAAUUCUGGGAUUAAAAUUAGACCCCAGUAACAUAGGAGGAGUCUGAAUGUAGAGAUUAAAAAUACAGAAUGUAAUGGCUUCUCUUUCUCUCUUGUGGAAUUGCAUUCAAACCAGAACAGUGCCUUAGAAUGGAUGUGCCCAACUGCUCUGUAUUUAUACACUAUUUUAAUAAAGUGGAAAUGUAUAUAUGCUCUUUUUGAUUCUCUUGAAUUAAAUAAUCAUUUGAACAACUUAGAGCUACUUCCCUAAGCAGGGGCAACAAUCACCCCAAUACACUUCUCUAUGCCCAUCCCAAGUUGGAAUCACUUUUCUGAUUGCACCCUAGUGCUGUGGUUCGCUGGCCAGAUUAGUGGCAGUCAUAAUAUGAAUUAUGUCUCUUCCCUCGUCUCUAUCCUGAGCAGAUUUGUACAGGGUGGAAGACAUCCUGUAUUCACCCUUUGUUACUUCCGUGCCCUGUAUACAAUAAUAACCAUUAAUAACCAUUCAUGGCAUUAGAUACAGAAACAUGUGAAGCAUUUCUUGGAAACAGGUUAUAGUGUUAGUACAUUGCAUGCAUGUGCCUAAUUGGGGCACAUACAGGACCUACCUCCUAUCAUUAAGGGUAAUAAACAGGACUCACCUCGUAAUUACUAUGAAGACUAAAUAAAAUAUAUUUUGUUCAGGUCCUAUACAGUAUCAGCAUUAAUAAAUAUCAAACAUAUUGUACUUUCUUUUUAUGUAAUAAUAAAACAUUUGAGAUUGUGGAUUUUCUCUUAA
This is a messenger RNA of Peromyscus maniculatus bairdii (prairie deer mouse), 4316 nucleotides long. RefSeq names its product zinc finger protein 449 (gene Znf449). The record is from RefSeq and is a predicted model, not a curated record. Lineage: Eukaryota; Metazoa; Chordata; Mammalia; Rodentia; Cricetidae. Gene Ontology annotation, biological process: regulation of transcription by RNA polymerase II. Gene Ontology annotation, molecular function: RNA polymerase II cis-regulatory region sequence-specific DNA binding; DNA-binding transcription factor activity, RNA polymerase II-specific.